Penicillium cinerascens is the source of this 2697-nucleotide messenger RNA. Its product is annotated as snoRNA-binding rRNA-processing protein PWP2. The record is from RefSeq and is a predicted model, not a curated record. The transcript is spliced from 5 exons. NCBI's taxonomy places the organism in Eukaryota, Fungi, Ascomycota, Eurotiomycetes, Eurotiales, Aspergillaceae. Gene Ontology annotation, cellular component: Pwp2p-containing subcomplex of 90S preribosome; small-subunit processome. Gene Ontology annotation, molecular function: protein binding. Bases 1 to 2697 code for a protein of 898 amino acids. Gene Ontology annotation, biological process: maturation of SSU-rRNA from tricistronic rRNA transcript (SSU-rRNA, 5.8S rRNA, LSU-rRNA); ribosomal small subunit assembly.
AUGAAGACCGACUUUAAGUUUUCCAACCUCUUGGGGACGGUCUACCGCCAGGGCAAUUUGCUCUUCACGCCCGAUGGCACCUGCUUGCUCUCGCCAGUAGGCAAUCGAGUCUCGGUCUUUGACCUGGUGCAAAAUACCUCAUAUACCCUUCCCUUUUCACACCGCACGAACAUCGACCGCCUCGAUCUAUCGCCUCGAGGGAAUCUUCUGCUCACCGUUGACGAGACCGGCCGGGCAAUCCUGACCAAUUUCCAACGUCGCAUUGCCAUCCACCACUUUUCCUUUAAAGCUCGCGUGACUUCCCUCAAAUUCUCCCCGUCGGGUCGGCAUUUCGCGGUGGGCGUGGGGAGACGCCUGCAGAUCUGGCAGACCCCCUCCACCCCCGGCACCGAGACCAAUGGCGAGAUUGAAUUCGCUCCGUUCGUCCUACACCGAGAUCUGGCCGCACACUUCGACAAUGUCCACACUAUUGAGUGGUCAAGCGAUUCGCGCUUCCUGCUUACUGCGUCCAAGGAUCUAACGGCGCGAGUUUGGAGUUUGGAUCCUGAGGAUGGAUUUGAGCCGACCACCUUGGCCGGCCACCGACAAGGCGUGGUUGGUGCAUACUUUAAUGCGAACCAAGAUACAAUCUACACCGUGAGCCAAGACGGGGCCCUUUUCCGCUGGGAGUAUGUGACCAAGAAAGACCCGGAAACAGAUGAGGACAUUGCGGAAGCCCGGUGGAGGAUUGUCAAGAAGGACUUCUUCCUGCAGAACGAUGCCAAAGUUAACUGCGCUGCGUUCCACGCAGCCUCCAACUUGCUGGUGGUGGGCUUCUCGAACGGCCUUUUCGGCCUGUACGACCUGCCAGAGUUCAACAUGAUCCAUCUUCUCAGUGUCUCCCAGAGCAAUAUCGAUGUCGUGACUAUCAACCAAUCCGGAGAGUGGCUCGCAAUGGGGUCGUCCAAGCACGGGCAGUUGCUGGUGUGGGAGUGGCAAUCAGAAUCGUAUAUUUUGAAGCAGCAGGGUCAUCUUGAUUCCAUGAACGCUCUCGUUUAUUCACCGGACGGACAGAAAAUUGUCACCACUGCCGAGGACGGCAAGGUCAAGGUUUGGGAUGUCAAAUCAGGCUUCUGUAUCGUGACCUUCACAGAGCACUCAAGCGGAGUAACCGCAUGUGAGUUUGCCAAGAAGGGUAACGUUCUGUUCACUGCUUCUCUCGACGGUUCGAUCCGAGCCUGGGAUCUGAUUCGGUAUCGCAAUUUCCGGACCUUUACUGCACCCUCCCGUCUGUCGUUCUCUUCGCUAGCUGUGGACCCAAGCGGCGAGGUGGUCUGCGCUGGCUCACCAGACUCUUUCGACAUCCAUGUAUGGUCUGUGCAGACCGGUCAAUUGCUGGAUCAACUUUCCGGCCACGAGGGUCCCGUGUCCAGCCUUGCAUUUGCCGCCGAUGGUAACCAUCUGGUAAGUGGCAGCUGGGAUCGCACCGUGCGUAUCUGGAGCAUUUUCGGCCGCACACAGACUAGUGAGCCUCUCCAGCUCAUGUCUGACGUUUUGAGUGUGGCUUUCCGGGCCGACGGGAAGCAGGUCGCAGCUUCUACUCUGGAUGGCCAGCUUUCAUUCUGGAAUGUCAACGAUGCUAUCCAGGAGGGUGCCGUGGAUGGCCGCCGUGACGUUUCUGGAGGUCGGAAGGUAUCCGAUCGCCAAACCGCCGCGAAUGCCGCGGGAACUAAAUCGUUCAAUCGAAUCACCUACAGCGCCGAUGGCAGCUGCAUUCUGGCUGCCGGCAACAGCAAAUACAUUUGUCUGUAUGAUGUGGGCACGGGGUCACUCAUCAAGAAAUACACGGUGUCGGUGAACUUGUCCCUGGAUGGUACUCAGGAGUUCCUGAACAGCCGCAAUCUCACCGAGGCCGGCCCUCGCGCCCUCAUUGAUGAAACCGGUGAAGCGUCAGACAAGGAGGACCGCAUUGACCGCACCCUGCCCGGUGCGAAACGUGGUGAUGCUGGAGCUCGCACUACACGGCCCGAGGUACGAGUGAUGUCGGUCGACUUUUCACCAACUGGUCGCGCCUUCUGUGCUGCAUCUACGGAGGGUCUCCUUAUUUAUAGCUUGGACACGGACUUUGUCUUCGAUCCCUUCGAUCUGGAUAUUACCAUCACGCCAUCGACGAUUCUUGAGACUCUUGAAGCCGCAAAGACGGCGUCUGCGACCAACACCGUGGAUGAUGAUAACACAUUCUUGAAGGCUUUGAUCAUGGCAUUCCGCUUGAACGAAUCCAAGCUCAUGCGCGCCGUGUACGAGGCGAUCCCUCCUCAAGAUAUCCCACAUGUGGUCCGUUCCGUCCCGACGGUCUAUCUGGCCCGCUUGCUUCGCUUUGUGGCGCACGCAGCCGACGAAACCCCCCACCUCGAAUUCAACUUGAUGUGGAUCGAGUCUCUCUUCAGCUGCCACGGUCGAUACUUCAAAGACAACUCGGGCACAUUCGCUCCCGAGCUGCGUGCCGUCCAGCGUGCCGUCGAUGACAUUCGGGAGAAUCUCAAGCGGUUGACAGAGAAGAACCUCUACGAUCUGAAUUACCUUCUGUCCAAGCCUGUCCUGGCUGAUAAGAAGCCCGCUGCUACUUUAUUGGCGCUGACUUCUGGUGAAGCCGAAGACGCCGAAGAGCAGAUGGACGUAGCCGACGAUGGAGAGGGCGAGUGGGUUGGUCUUGAAUGA